AUGCAGUCAAACCUUCCGUCCUGGAAGGACUCUCCCUUCUCCAAGAAGCACAUCCAACUACCCUGGCGCUCAAUACAGUUGUUGGUGCCGCACCGACUACGCCGCAGGUUGCGGUCCAAACUGAGGAAUCGGGGGUCGCCUGCGUCCUCCAUAUCUGCUCUGCAGACCUCGUUUUCUCCUGCAGAUACUCUCAGGUCGCUGCAAAACCACAAAUGGACCGUCUAUGACUUUCAAUGGCUGUUCCUCGCCAUUGUAGGCAUUUUCUCUUUGUCCAUCAUCGAGUCACCCGGUCCUCUCGUCAAAAUUGCUGUCGCUACUACCCUCCUCACUUCCAUGAUCUUUCCCAUAACAAGACAAUUCUUUCGACCCUUUAUGCCCAUUGCAGCAUAUUUAAUAUGGUUCUAUGCAUGCAGAUUCAUCCCCUCCGAAUGGCGACCACCUAUCUGGGUCAAAGUCCUACCUGCCCUUGAGAACAUUCUCUAUGGCGCCAACCUAUCCAAUAUCCUCUCCGCACACAAAAGUACCGCCCUUGACUUGUUGGCAUGGUUUCCUUACGGUCUGGGUCAUUUCGGAGCUCCCUUUGUUUGCUCCGCCAUCAUGUUCGUCUACGCCCCCCCUACCACCGUCACGGUCUUUGGUUUCAGCUUCGGAUACAUGAAUUUGAUCGGUGUUAUUACCCAAGUCUUAUUCCCUUGUUCUCCGCCGUGGUACGAAAACAUGUAUGGCUUGGCUCCUGCGAAUUACUCGAUGAAGGGUUCCCCAGCUGGCCUGGCCCGCAUCGAUGCUUUGCUCGGUUUCGACAUGUAUACCUCCGGUUUUACAGCAUCUCCGAUGGUCUUCGGUGCAUUCCCAUCCCUUCAUGCCGCCACCUCUACCCUCGAGGCUCUUUUCAUGAGCCAUUGCUUCCCUAAGCUUACCCCUCUGUUCGCCUUUUAUGCCAUGUGGUUAUGGUGGGCCACAAUGUACCUCUCUCAUCAUUACGCUGUGGAUCUCGUUGCCGGAAGCAUGUUGGCCGGUAUCAUCUUCUAUUUCGCGAAGUCCAAGUUCCUUCCCCGACUACAACCGGAUAAGAAUUACCGCUGGGAUUACGACUUCAUCGAGGUUGGCGAGCACCACAAUGACUAUGAGUAUGGACUAGCUGGGCUCGAUGGUGAUGUCCCUGAUAGCGAUGAAUGGACCAUCGGCUCAUCCUCCUCAAUUUCUUCCGGCUCAUUAAGUCCCACAGAAGAAAAUCAAAAUCUCUGGACUGAAGCCUACUCUAACCACGAGAGAUAA
Messenger RNA from Exophiala bonariae, 1275 nucleotides. RefSeq lists its product as uncharacterized. The transcript has 2 exons. Lineage: Eukaryota; Fungi; Ascomycota; Eurotiomycetes; Chaetothyriales; Herpotrichiellaceae. The record is from RefSeq and is a predicted model, not a curated record. Gene Ontology annotation, cellular component: inositol phosphoceramide synthase complex. Gene Ontology annotation, molecular function: inositol phosphoceramide synthase activity. The coding region runs from base 1 to 1275 and encodes 424 amino acids. Gene Ontology annotation, biological process: inositol phosphoceramide metabolic process; sphingolipid biosynthetic process.